Messenger RNA from [Torrubiella] hemipterigena, 2170 nucleotides. The record is from the annotation of a GenBank genome assembly. NCBI's taxonomy places the organism in Eukaryota, Fungi, Ascomycota, Sordariomycetes, Hypocreales, Clavicipitaceae.
CGCUGUGAGAGGCGGAAACGAUGGCCCUGGAACCAUAAGGUUGUUGCUCCAAGCAUUUCUUUUGUGUUCCACAACCCGUCAUCAUCACCAUCGCCAUUAUCAAACCCCCUCGACCUGUAUCAUCAUCGCAAAAUACGACUCGUGGGAAGCGUACUUUUAAUAUUUUCGCAGUCGCCAAUUGUCAGCAACAGCCUCAUGUUCUUGUAACAAUAAUCGUUCUCCCUUUCGUUGAAAACCGCUACUCCUUGUAUCACAACCUGCACCAUGAGCGCAUCUAGCGCCGCUCGCCUCGCGAGCCGCCAGCAGAUUGGCUUGGCCUCACGAUCGCUCGCCCGUGGCGUUUCCCCUGCCCUCCUUUCACGUCAUAUUGCCCGCAACACACAUAUCCCGGCUCUUGCCCUCCUCGUCCCCGUAAGAUACAUUGGGACUGAGCAGCACCGUCCCGAUACCUCAUCAGCGCCACCCCCGGGAUUCAAUGUCGACCAAGCCAAGAAGCCCCUGGCUAGCAACGACGUUAAAACUCAAGCAUCCAAGCCCGACUUGACAAAAUCCGAGACAACAAAGGACGAUGCCAAGCUGGCUGAACUGGAGGUCAAGCUUGAUGAACAUGCCAGCAAAAAAGAGGUCUUGAAGAAAGAAAAGGAGGAGAAGAAAUUGACGCUGUGGCAAAAGGUCAAGAAGGAGGUCCAACACUACUGGGAUGGUAGUAAGUUGUUGGCCGCCGAGGUUCGCAUCAGCUGGAGGCUGGCCCUCAAGAUGACAGCGGGCUAUGAGCUCACACGCCGUGAACAUAAGCAGCUGCAGCGCACAGUCAAGGACCUGGGUCGCCUCGUUCCCUUUUCUGUCUUUAUCAUUGUGCCUUUCGCUGAAGCGCUUUUACCCAUUGCCUUGAAGCUCUUCCCCAAUAUGCUUCCGAGCACCUUUGAAGGACAAAAGUCUAAGGAGGCCAAGGCGGCUCUGCUACGCUCUACCCGCAAGGAUGUGAGCACGUUCCUCCAGGAGACGCUGCGUGAAUCUGGGUUGCCACUCAGCCCGGCCACUGCCCAAAAGGAGGAAUUCGCCAACUUCUUCCGUAAGGUUCGAUCGACUGGCGAAGCUCCCACCAACGAGGAUGUUAUCAAGGUUUGCAAGGUCUUCCGCGAUGAUCUGACUCUUGAUAAUCUGUCACGCCCGCAGCUGGUUUCCAUGUGCCGCUACAUGAACCUAAACACAUUUGGUACCGACAUGAUGCUGCGUUACCAGGUUCGCCACCGCAUGAAGCAAAUUAAAAGAGACGACCGUGCUAUUAGCUACGAAGGUGUCGAUAGCUUGACUGUUGCUGAGCUGCAGAUGGCUUGUGCCGCUCGCGGAAUCCGAACCCAUAGUGUGUCGCCCGCCAGAAUGCGCAGCGAUAUGCAAACUUGGUUGGAUCUACGUCUUCGUGAGGGUGUUCCAUCCACGCUUCUUGUCCUGAGCAACGCUUACAUGUACGGCCAAGGGUCUGGAGAAGGUUCGAGCCAAAUUGACGCUCUCAUUGGCGUUUUGUCUUCCAUUCCUGAGGAGCUGUUCCACGAGAUUGAGCUCGAGGUUCACAAUGCCGAAGGUGCCGCAACGAACAAGCAGCGUCUUGAAGUGUUGCGCGAACAGCAGGAGUUGAUCAAAGAAGAGAACGAACAGAAUGAAGAGAGUCAGAGCACUGGUAUGGCUACUCCUCGUGAUGUCGAAGAUAUUGACGAGAAGGAAGAGGUGAUUGCCAAGGCCGGUGAAGCUGCGGCCCCUCAAGCUAACGAGAUGUUGGCUGCUGAGAAGGAGCAGGCUGCUGCGGAAGAGCAGAAGAAGAAGCAAGAGUAAGCAGCACGCAGGCUGUGCAAACACAAUGGCCGGGUUUGUUUGCCAUUAUACAUUCAUUUGGAGACACUACACAACACCAUCCACUCUACCACGACUUCAAUUCUUUCAACACUUGUACUUUUUAUAUUCUAAAUGAUUUCACGGCUCCAACAGGCAUUGGCGGAACGGAAUAUUGCAACAAAAAACAAAUCAAAGCAACCAAGAGAAACACAGCAUGCUCAAGUGAUGAUGAACAGCCAUAUGUAUCUCUGGAACACUCCGGAAAGGGCAGCGCAUAAUAGACAUCUUGACACCUUGAUAACUCUAAAUAGACGGUUUGAAUAAAUUCUCUGCAACAACG